AUGUCAACAGACUUAAGCUGUAAAAUCAUUACAUUAUCGCAAGUAAAUUCAUUAAUCAAAUCGCCAGGUUUACCCAAAUCAGUAAUCUGGAAGGAAUUUGGUAAUUACUUAGAUAAAAAAGUCGAUAUCAUUAGAAACAUCGAUAGUGACCCUAAUCAAAAAGAGUGCUUUCUUGAAAGCUUAAAUCCUAACCAGUCGCGUUUAUCACAGCCUGUGAGCUAUAAGAUCUGCAAGUCUUGUCAGCGACCAAUCGGAAUAUCGAGUUUACGGCUGCAUUAUCGACGUUGUGUAGAAAUGAAGCACAAGAGACAACAAGAGCAAGCUGAAAUUGCUUUGCAAAACAACGGCAACAAUAACAAUAAUACUAACAGCAGUAGUACUGGGUCGGUAGUCAAUAAGAGGAAAAGAGGAAGAGGCGGAGCUUUGGGUGCAGACUUGGAUGCUUCAUCGUCAGUUGAUAGUUCGAGAAAUAACACACCGGUGCCUAAUGGUAGUACAUCGGAGAUUGAAAACUCUGCUACUGCUGCCGCUGCCGCUGCUGCAAAUGGCGGUGCUGCGAAACCCAAGAAAAAGUAUAAAAAAUCUCAAGCGCAAAAGGAGAAAGAAGCAGCUAAUGCAGUGGCGGCGGCAGCGGCAGCCGCUGCAGCAUCGGGUGGUUUGGAAAGAACAAUCAAGAAGAACAAGAAAAACUCAAAUCAAAACGCUCAAGUCUUAUCCAUUGCACCAACAUCUCAACAACAGCAACAACAACAACAGCAGCAGCAGCAACAACAACAACUACAACAGCAGCAGCAGCAACAACAACAACAACAACAACAGCAGCAGCAACUACAACAACAGCAACUACAACUACAACAGCAGCAACAGCAACAACAACACCUUUUACAACAAAAGGCAAAACAAUUAGCGAAACCAAAGGGACCAGUGGACGUUGAAAAACAGUGCGGUGUAGCAUUACCCCUGGGAGGACUUUGUGCGCGUUCACUUACAUGCAAGACACAUUCAAUGGGAGCCAAACGUGCAGUUUUGGGUCGGUCUGCACCAUACGAUGUCUUAUUGCAGCAGUACCAAAAAAGGAAUCAAGCGAAAAUUGCACAAAACAAUGCUCUCUUGGCACAGAGAAGGGAGAAUGCAGCAUUUAACGAUGAUGGUAUGGAUACGAGUAUGAGUAAUGCCAAUAAAAUAUUAGAUCCAGAUGAAGAAACUCAUUUGGUGUUGGAAGGAUUAUCAAAAAACAAUCCUAUUCCCUUAGAGCGUAAGAUCAUAGUGCCUGUGAGGUAUCGGCAUCGGUUUUUACAAGCUAGAGAAUUUUACGCGAAUGCAUUGAUUAUAUCUGCUCAACACUCACAGCAGCAACAACAGCAACAGCAACAGCAACAGCAGCAACAGCAACAACAACAACAACAACAGGGGCAACAGAAUGCGGGAGAGCAAACAUUGGCUAAUCAAGCAAUAUCGGGUUCAAUUGGUGGGUUACAAGGAAGAUGUGCGUUGAUUAAUGUGGAUGCGCCAUUGAAUCCUCAACUGGAUUCUCAAACACAACUGUUUAGUGCUAUUCCUGGAGAAAUGUAUCAAGUUCGAGCACCUUCUAAAGCUAUUUUGAUGACCGCUCAACACAACAAUUUGCAACAACAGACUUUCCAGCAACAGUUUAUGAAGUAUCAACAACAACAGCAUCAACAGCAACAACAGCAGCAUGCACAGCAAUUACACCAACAGCAGCAGAUGUUGAUGAGACAGAGACAACUUCAGGCUCAGCAACAGCAACAACAGCAGUAA
Lodderomyces oxycetoniae is the source of this 1779-nucleotide messenger RNA. Its product is annotated as deubiquitination module subunit. Gene Ontology annotation, cellular component: SAGA complex. The record is from RefSeq and is a predicted model, not a curated record. The coding region runs from base 1 to 1779 and encodes 592 amino acids. Gene Ontology annotation, biological process: regulatory ncRNA-mediated heterochromatin formation; RITS complex assembly; regulation of transcription by RNA polymerase II. Lineage: Eukaryota; Fungi; Ascomycota; Pichiomycetes; Serinales; Debaryomycetaceae. The transcript has a single exon.